AAACAAAAGAGAAGUUCUCUGUUUCAAAAAAAAAAGAAAAAGAGUUCUCUUUUGGGCCAGGGCCAAUAAGCCCAUUUCAGAUCGCGCCCUCAAAGACAAACGCCAUCACCUAUCAACGGAUAAGAUCACACACAGGAGCUUCUUCGUUCACAAGGUUCUUUCUGAUCAUAAAAAUGGCAAUCACGGGAACAGCUCUGCCAUUGAGCUCCUCCUCUUCUUCUUCUUCUUCAUACCUUAGAAGAAACUACAGUCUACUUGCAGGCAACAAUACGCCGCCGUUUACCGCUGCAAAGCUUCCUCCGAGGACCUCAUAUUGCACCAUUGUAUCUCAACAGAAAUCCAAGAAGCUCAGAAAGAUAAUACUGAAAGAGGAUGUGGAAGCGUUGGGGAAGAAGGGAGAGCUGUGCGCUGUGAAGGCAGGUUACUAUAGGAAUUACCUGCAUCCGCUGGGAAUGGCUCAAAUUGUCACAUCUCAACUUCUUAAAGAAAUGAAGAUUGAAGAAGAGAGAAUUGAGGCUGAGAAAAGACGGGUUAAAGAAGAAGCACAGCAACUUGCUCUAGUUUUUGAAACUUUUGGAGGCUUGAAAGUAAAACGCACGGUCGGUAAAGGAAAACAAAUAUUCGGAAGUGUCACUACCCAAGAUCUUGUGGACAUAAUCAAAGCUCAAUUACAAAGGGAUGUGGACAAAAGAAUAGUUUCUCUUCCAGAGAUUCGUGAAACUGGAGAAUACACUGCUGAACUCAAACUUCAUCCAGAAGUGACAGCGCAACUUAAAGUGAUUGUAUACGGAAAUUGAAGGCAGGGACUUGCAAGAUUAGUUUACACUUUAUUAAUGGAAGUUCAUUAUGAGCCAUUUUGUCGAGAGAGGGAGGAGAGCACCGUCACAAGCUACCAAUAUCAAGUCCUGAAUUUGUAAGCAUUUUUUUCUCCUUCCAUCCCCCGGCCCCUUGUGUGUCUUGGUUUUAAAUUCUACGCGCUGAGAUACAAUGUGAUGUAUUUUUCAUUGUGAUUUUGAAACAUUUAACUUAUUGUUGUUGAACAUGCAUAUCCCACAUACCCUAUUUCUAAGAGGAUUUACAAGGAAUGCUUUGGUUUAAGAACUCGCACCAGAUCUUUGCUUUGUAUCAAUAUAUCUUUGUCACAAUCUUAUAUUC
Molecule: messenger RNA, 1155 nt
Organism: Cuscuta campestris
Lineage: Eukaryota; Viridiplantae; Streptophyta; Magnoliopsida; Solanales; Convolvulaceae
Source: the annotation of a GenBank genome assembly